GAGGUGCAAGUGGUCAGUUUUUAUGAAUAUUUAACUAAAUACUUAGAAAACUCAUCCAUACUUAAUCCAUCUGAACUAAAUUUGGACAUUGUUGGCAUGAUGAUGCCAGAAAGACAGCAUGAUGAUUGCAUUAACAUGAUGCCAUCAGUCAGUGCAAUAUAUUAACAGAUUUUAUUUACUCAAAAAAGUGCCACUUGAUCAAAAGAAACAUAAAACCCCUCAAUACAUUAAAAUCAUUUAAUUGUAAAACACAUCUUUAGCAAAUAAAAUAGAGUAAAUCAGGCCAGCUGUAUUUCCAAAGGGUGUGGGGAUUUAAAUAAGCUUUGCAUUUAUAGAACCAGUUUGACCAGUGCUGAAUAAAUAGUUGAAGGUUAGUUGUCAUGAAAAGAUUCAUGAGGAAUAACAGCAUUAUGCCCUUCAGUUUAUUCUGAUACUCAAAGAGAAGGUAAGUUAAACUUACAUACUCUAUUAUAUGAAGGCCUAAAAUAAUUUAGGUGCAUGAUAAAAAAAAGAUAUAUAUGCAUGCAUACCUAUACGAGUUAGGUCAUGUAGAUAUAAAGCUACCACAUGUUGCAAGAAUUUGCUUUCAAUGAUUUUUUUUCCCUUAACAAACAAAAGCAUUGAGCUGAUGUUAACUGGUUCUCUUUUCAAAUAAAUACUCUGUUCAAUAUUUAUAUUGUCUAUUAAUUUAACUUUUACUGCUUUAAUUGUUAAACUAUCUGUCUGUCUGUCUGUGUAUGCUUUGAAUACUUGCAAGGUAAUACUUGAUGUAGUAUUCUAUUGCCAACAUGUAUUUUUCUUGCAUGAUUAAUGGGGAAUUUGCUUUGUUAAAAGAAAAGUAACUAGCAGAGCCAAGUAUGUAUAUCUCAAGAAGUCUCAAAUUUCAAGUAAUAAGCUGUCUCAUGCUGCUCAUGUUUCUAUUUAGGAACUGAAUGAGAAUCCUACAUCAGUUUCUUUGCAUAAAGACAAUAAUGCAUCGUUAAAUAAUAAAAAAAAAUACUCUGUUUUUCUGAUCAUUGGAUGUCAGAAUUUACAGUAGCCUUUGACUUUUUGUAUCUUAUUGGUCAUAAGUUUUAUAUAUAAUUAUGUAUCUAUUUUACAGCUCCAGUAAAUAUGAACAACUUGAAUGAUCCUCAGGACUGGAAUAUAAGGCCAGAGAGGCAGGGUGAUGGUGGUGACAGCAGUAAGUGGAACUAUGCCCUCCUCGUGCCCAUGCUGGGGCUCGCUGCCUUUCGAUGGAUUUGGUCCAAGCUGUUUCAAAAGGAAGACCUGGAUCUUGAACGUCAAGAAUGUCGUAACAUUAAGUUGGAAUGUAAAACUCUAAAAUACAAAAUAUCUAGAUUUCAUGAGGCCCUAAAAAAGGGAAAAGAGCAAGAGCAAGGAGCUUUAAAUGCUCUGACUGUAGUAGAGAAAUUGCUGAUGCAAAGGCAACAGGCCUUUUGCAGUCAUUUUGUGUAUCAUUCAUGGAGGGAGCAGUUGGAGAGAGACCUAAUGGCUUAUACAGCCAAACAUCCCCUUGCACAUCUGAAGAUGGAGAAUGAUCUCAGAGAUAUUUUUAAUAAUGAUCAGAGUUGUGCCGAGUAUCUCAACACAGAUCAGCGGAAGAAUGGAAGUCUCAUGUGGCUGUAUCUCAGAUACUGGCGACUGCAGCUCGCUCUUCAAACACACCAGAGAGCUGAAGCUAUACUCGGGAUACAGACAAAAAAGUGACACUAGGAGAGCAGAAAUGAAUUAUGUGUUUUAAAAGACCACAUUGCCAAUAAAGUUAAUGAGACUAAA
Ctenopharyngodon idella (grass carp) is the source of this 1779-nucleotide messenger RNA. RefSeq names its product coiled-coil domain-containing protein 127-like. The record is from RefSeq and is a predicted model, not a curated record. NCBI's taxonomy places the organism in Eukaryota, Metazoa, Chordata, Actinopteri, Cypriniformes, Xenocyprididae. The coding region runs from base 1114 to 1710 and encodes 198 amino acids. The transcript is spliced from 3 exons.